Hippocampus zosterae (dwarf seahorse) is the source of this 2026-nucleotide messenger RNA. It is a transcript of the gene gnat2, whose product is annotated as guanine nucleotide binding protein (G protein), alpha transducing activity polypeptide 2. NCBI's taxonomy places the organism in Eukaryota, Metazoa, Chordata, Actinopteri, Syngnathiformes, Syngnathidae. The transcript is spliced from 9 exons. Gene Ontology annotation, molecular function: GTPase activity; GTP binding; G-protein beta/gamma-subunit complex binding. Gene Ontology annotation, biological process: adenylate cyclase-modulating G protein-coupled receptor signaling pathway; detection of chemical stimulus involved in sensory perception of bitter taste. The record is from RefSeq and is a predicted model, not a curated record. The coding region runs from base 229 to 1281 and encodes 350 amino acids. Gene Ontology annotation, cellular component: heterotrimeric G-protein complex; photoreceptor inner segment; photoreceptor outer segment.
CUGGCUUUGCGCGAGACAAGAGUUGCUGAACCGGGGGUCCCAUCUGAUCAUUGACUCAGGAGAGACCAGCCAAGUGUGGAAAGCUCAAGCACCUCCCUUCCAAUCCCCUUCCGCUUGGAAAUCGCCUUUUCGCACGAUUAGUGCUACACCAGGAUUCUCUGCAACAGCUCACACAGGGCCGGCAAAAUUUCUUUCCUUGAGGAUCUUGAGUGUGAGGAGGCAGAAAGAAUGGGCGCUGGAGCGAGUGCCGAGGACAAAAAGUCAAAGGAGUUGGAAAAGCAACUGCAAGAGGAUGCCGACAAGGACUCGAAAACGGUCAAGCUUCUGUUGCUUGGUGCUGGCGAGUCUGGCAAAAGCACCAUUGUCAAGCAAAUGAAGAUUUUGCAUCAAGGUGGUUACACAAAAGAGGAACAGUUGGAAUUCAGAUCCAUCAUUUAUGGCAACAUCCUGCAGUCUGCUCUGGCUAUCAUCAGAGGCAUGGAGAUGCUGGGGAUUGAUUUUGGCGCUCCCUCUGCACAGGAGAAUGCACAAAAACUGCAGAACUUGUCCGACUCCAUCGAGGAAGGCACAAUGCCUCCCGAACUGGCUGACGUCAUCCUGAAACUGUGGAAGGACUCUGGUGUGCAGGCCGGGUUUGAAAGAGCAGCUGAGUACCAACUCAACGACUCGGCCGGCUACUACCUCAACGAAAUGGACAGAAUCUGUAAACCGGACUACCUCCCCACCGAGCAGGACGUGCUGCGAUCUCGAGUCAAGACAACUGGUAUCAUUGAAGAACAGUUCUCCUGCAAAGAGCUUCACUUCCGGAUGUUUGAUGUGGGAGGCCAGAGGUCCGAGAGAAAGAAGUGGAUCCAUUGUUUCGAGGGCGUGACGUGUAUCAUUUUUUGUGGCGCCCUCAGCGCAUACGACAUGGUGCUGGUAGAGGACGACGAAGUGAACCGAAUGCACGAGUCCCUCCAUUUAUUCAACAGUAUCUGCAACCACAGGUUCUUUGCGCUGACCUCCAUCGUUCUGUUCCUCAACAAGAAGGAUCUUUUUGAGGAGAAGAUCAAGAAGGUGCACCUGAGCAUCUGCUUCCCGGACUACGAUGGCCCCAAUACGUACGACGACGCCAGCAACUACAUCAAGUUGCAGUUUGAGGAGCUGAACAUGAAGAAAGGCGUGAAAGAAAUCUACUCCCACCUGACCUGUGCCACAGACACAAAGAACGUUGAAAUUGUGUUCAACGCUGUCACAGACAUCAUUAUCAAGGAGAACCUUAAGGACUGCGGUCUCUUCUAAGCAGCCCCAAAGUCGUAUGUAGAACUUCACUCUGUCCCUCACAUACUGGCAUGAACUGAAAUGUGUACCAAUGGAGCAGCAAGGAUUCUCUAUUCAUUGUGUUCAUGCCAAGUGACUGUCCCAUUUAACAUGUUUCCUGCCACACAGCGCACGUUCAACUUGGUCGACACUCCCGACCUAAUGGACAUUCACGUUUUACUGGUUCCUCAGUUGCAAAAAAAAAAACCCAAACAAACAGGAAUUUGAAGAAGCCCCUCAUUGCUUCCUUUGCAAAUUUCCCGGCAGUUUGAUUCGGAAUAAGGUAUUUUGAAUCAAAAAAGACAAUGAACCCAGAGUUAAAGAAUAACGUUUUUCUGUAGCAACUUUGUUUUUUUGUUGUUUUUUUUUUUUUGAGUACCGUAGUCUCUGUGGUCUUGAUAUUACUGUAAAAUGUUGCGGGGGGCAAAUAUGUGAAAUGAUUCACCAUGCUUGCAGAAUGACCAGAUUACAAACAUGUAUCUCAUUUAAAAUAGUGCUGAUGUUUUCGAUACACCCGACAUUAUAAGGAGGAAAAAAUACGUUUGUGAUAUGCGAACAUGCUAGAGAAACAUUGUACAUAGUUAAUUCAUAACUGCUUUGAACAAUAAUAAAAUGCACGUUAUAUAUACUGUAUAUGCUUUAUGAUAAAAGGGAAUGAAAAUUGACAGUUUGUCCUUUCUUAUGAAAUGUAGAGGAGUGAAUUAAAGCUGCAUCCCGCAUCUCUCUC